Molecule: messenger RNA, 5550 nt
Organism: Gadus chalcogrammus (walleye pollock)
Lineage: Eukaryota; Metazoa; Chordata; Actinopteri; Gadiformes; Gadidae
Exons: 6
Coding region: 377-1582 (401 amino acids)
Source: RefSeq, a predicted model, not a curated record
UGUACUUUGCGGCCAAUGGAUUUUCGUUUUGAAAUGAGAAAACCAAAAUCGGGAAACGAGCUGUUUCCCGAUUACCAUAUAGAGAUAGGAAAACAAAAAUCCGAAAAUGACCCAUUUUCCGAAUUUUGUUUUGAUAAUAGAAAACGGAAAACGGUAAAACGACCAGUUAUCUGAUUUUCUUUGAUGUGCUUAAACAUGGACAUCGGGAAUUAAAAUACUGCGUGGAAAUCUUCUUUCUCAAUUUUGCGAAUAUUUUUGUGUUGUGACCCGGAAGCUAUCAGUAGUUGGCGCGCGGUGUAUUUAAUUUGGAGCCAAGCUAUCAGUAGUUGGCGGUGUAUUUAAUUUGGAGCCAGACAUCCUUGAGACGCACCUCAAAAUGGCAUUGCACGAAUAUGCAGGUUUUAUUUCAGAACACCGAAAUAAUGGAAUGUCCUGUGGGGAUAUCGCCACUGCGUUAUGCACCCAGUUUGGAACUACACGGGGGUUUUCCGAGAGGAAUGUGCGGAGGUGGUGUGCUGAGCAGGGGCUUGUCAGGGACUUCUGCCCUGAUAGUCAACUUGAAGUUGAAGUCGCUGAAGGUAUUCUCGAGACUGGAUCGUCUUUUGGUCGAAAAAUGAUGACUGGAUAUCUAUCCGCAAAAGGGGUUAAAGCUUCUGAAGGCAGAGUGGGCAAUGUGUUGAGAAGUAUUCAUCAACCCUACCACAUUGCAAGACAGCAGGGUGCCCGGAAUCUGAACCCCAUACCCUACAAUGCAGAAUACAUGGGUCACAAGCUGCAUGUAGAUCAGAAUGAGAAGCUUGUUAUGUUUGGAGUGACUCAUGUUAUGGCUAUCGAUGGUUUCAGCAAGAAGGUGGUCGGUCACUCCACCAUGCCAAUAAAGAACAACAUCGUGAUUUAUGAGGAAGUGUACCGGCCUGCUGUUCUUUCCUAUGGAAUAUGGGACCAGGUCAGAGUUGACUGUGGGAAAGAAUUCUAUCUGGCUUUAUUCAUCCAGGAAAAACUGGCAGAACAUCGACACAAUACUCAAAGGCAGCCCUACCUUCAGACACCUUCUACAAGGAACCAUGUGAUAGAGAGAAUGUGGUCGGAGGUGAAUGCUCGAGUCAACUACCCUUUGAAGACAGCUCUGGUACAGCUGGUGGACCAGGAGGAACUGGACAUGGAGGACAACACAUCCAGGUAUUGUGUGUCAAACCUGACAUGCCAGCUGGCUAGGAUUGGCAUCACAAAUGUCGUACAGGCAUGGAAUGCACACAGGAUCCCAGGAAGGGGAAUACCAAACGAACUGGCUAAAGAAGGGUGUCCUGCAAAACUUUCUGAGGACCUUCUGCCAGUCGGUGCAGUUGCAGCUGACCUGUAUCAGCAGGAAAUGGGAUCAGCCUUGAAAAGAGAAUCCAUUUUUGGAAGUGAUCCUUUCCCCUCUGAAGAAGCCCAACAAUGGACUGAAACUGAGUUUGGUUCUCUCUUUGAUUUGCUAUCCCUCUUCCAAAAUGUGGUUAACCAUAACUAUGGCCCUUUUAAAAAUGCAGUGAGGUCUCUGAUUGAUAUCACCUCAAGACAUGUGCGACCUGUUACACAGUGACCUGCAAUGGUCAAUGAAGAAGCAGUAUACCAAAAAUAACAUUUUAUUACAACAAUGAUAAAGUGGAAGUUGUCUUUUUUCUUUUCUUUUUUUUAAAACGGUCACACACAAUAUAAACAUUACAACAAACAACAUCUUUCUGGUCAUGUACCCAUAAUAACAUCCAACAAACAAACUGAGGUAGUUCCAGUAAUGUAAACAUAACAAACAAUAACAAACAAUUAUCUAUCAAAUCAAAUCAAUUUCUCUCUCCUUGAAAAGUGACAAGGCAGCAGAGAGACCCUUCACUUCAUGUAUUUUAUUUUCAAAGUCUCCUGCCCUGCAUUUCAAGCAGUGGUCUGAUGUGACUAACCACAGCUCCACACAGGUACGACAUCCAAUUAUCGAUUCACAGCAUGUGGCGAACAUGGGAUCUGCCAUUACAGCUGCAAGGUUAAAAAAAUAUAUAUUAUAAAUUGAUGCAGAAAAUAACAUUUAAUUGUUAGUUGCAAUAUAGAAGGAAAUUAACUAAGCAAUCAGAAGUGUGUUUUAUCGCAGAGUGAAUGUUGAAGAUGGCGAUGAACACCCGUGACAGCUGGUCAGCGCAGUGCUUGAGGGUGGCAGGCGGCUAUGUUUUGUACUGUAGAAUGACCUACUGUUACAUAUCUUACACGUACCUUUACACACAAGACAUGCAAAGGCUUCCUUUAAGGGCUGCAAACCGACAUUUGCCAUUAUCUCCUCCUUUUGAGACUUGGCCAGCUGAGACAGCUGGUUGAUUGAAUUAGUGACCUCUUGGAGACUCCCGGCGGCUUGCUUCAGCUGGUCAACACGUCCAAGGACCUCCUGCAGGCUUGAAUCUCCAUCCCUUCGACUUAAAUGUAUGAACAGAAAAGAAAGGAUUAAAGAUUUUUUUCAAAUGGUGCAUAUGAACAAAUGUUUGAAUAUCUUUCUGAAUAUUUUAUAAAUCUUAGUUUACUCUGUAAAAGCGUCAACCUAUGAGACAUUGUUGUCAUAUAAUUGAAUCAUAAUGACUUCAUUCAUGAUCAUCACUCAAAAAAGCAGACCAAAUUAAGUUCAAAUAAUAAUUAUUCUUCCACUCUACUUUCUUUUUCCUUUCUUAACUUUUGCAUUACACUGGUAUUUCCUUCAGGAAGUUUUAGUUCAUAUAUGAAUUUGCCUACAGAUCAAAUGUUGUAUUACCUUGUUUUAGCUCUUCUCCCAUUCUGAAACUCCACAAAGUCACUUUCAGGCACAGCAUAUAUUUUUCUUGAGUUCUGUUUCCAGAACUGGGAACCUAAGAAGUCAGAAAACAUUAACUUCACUUCUGUUUUUAAAAGGGGUCAUUGACUUUUUGGGGGUAUUUCACACGGUUCCUUACGGUCUCCGAAUAGGGUAUGUAACAUUGGUUGGGCUGUAAACAAACACGUGUUAUUUAUUUGAAUGAAACACAGUCAGGGACAUGAAAUAACGUUAGCCACAUUGCCAAUAAACUAAACCAUCACAUCUACCGAUAAUAGAAACAGGGAGGAUACGUUAGCAACAACAUAAUACUACAGCUUGCGGUUGUAAUGAACAAAGGGUCAGAACAGCACCUUUUCAGCUACAUCUUCUUAGCAAAUCCUGCUUUACAUACCUACCGGUUUCUAAUUGUGAGAUUUGCAUAUGAAAGAAGUGUCAAUGGACUUUAAGGGUUCAUUGUAUGUACAUUUUACCCACUGAACUGUCGUUAAUCAACUGUGACAAGGUAAAUUUGUUUUUUGCAAUCAAUGACUCCUUUAAAAUCAACAUUAAGGUUUAUUAGAAACCACAAAUUAGAAGCAAGUUUCUGAUCAUACAACUUACUUCUUGUGCCCUCAGAGUCCAUUAUUUCGUUUCCUUGGGUGUCCGUCAAGGUAAUAGGCUCAUCAGAGCCCACGGCAUCUUGAACUUUGGCCGAAAUUCGUUCAACGCAGGCCUCAGCUUCCAAAAAGCGCACAACUACUGUCCUGGAAGGACUGAGUUUCUCAUUAACAAUUUCUGCCAGAUGGAUUGACCUGGGGAUAAAUCAGACCGUCUUAAAAUCACACCUAUGGGCCUAAAAUGAUAUUUAUAUAUUAUAGGACGAGAUUUUAGCAGCAGAGAUCAGUUACAUAUUUAACAAGUUACAUAUUUAACAAGUAACCUUUGGAAUGAUCUUCCCUGGAACAAGCUAGCUCCACUAGCUCGUGGAGUUCCAGCUCGUGGUGGUGGUGGUGGUGUUUCAGUGGAAAAACCAGACGCAGAAAAAGAUGUGGCAGAAGCAGAAGCCGGUGAGGGUCGGCGCAUGAACCCAAAAGCAGGGGCACCAGCAGCGGGUGGAAGGUGCUCUGCAUCGCCGUGGACCUCAUAAUGACUGCGAUUAGUCAGAUUAAUUAUUGAAAAAUGGCCUGCUGGCUCUGGAAAUAUUGCCGUGUUGGAGUCGUCCGUGAUAUAAAGACUGCUGCAACUGACCUGUUUAAUAGAAUUAAAUGAAAAAUACCAUAAAGGAUUAAAAAACAUUGUAAUUAAAUAGUACAAAUACUACUAAUCCCGUGUUUCCAUAACAAAUAUACAUCACAGGUCAACAUACUUAAAACAAUUCAUAUAUACAUUAGGGCUGUGAAAUGAUAAAAAAAAAAAGUGUGGAUUAAUCUGUGGAUUAAUCAUGAUUUAUCACAUAUUACCGAUUUUCUCUGUAUAUUAAUCAUGACAAAAGACGGAUAUAUACAUUUAACAUGUUUUCUUUUUUCAUUAAUGAAAAACUAAAACAAUGGUGCUGCAACUCAGCAGUUCUUUAAUAAUAAUUCAUUUUAUUUGUAACGCACUCUUCAGAAGUUUGUUCAGAAGAAUCUCAGAGCGCCAAGUCUUUAGCAGUUCUCUUUGCUUUUCCAUAUGGAACAUUAAUAUAUCAUCAUCCCAAAAAGAAUUCGGGCUUUUUAGCUAUUGUUUGGUUGAAUACAAAUGUUUCUUAUCUUUUCAAAUCAAACAGAAAUGAUUUGGGCUUCUUAGCCAGUGGAUGGUUGAAAAUGUCUCUUUAUUGUCAAACAACCAUUGACCACACCAUGACACAAUAUAGUCUUCCUUUCGCCAGCUGGUGUGGCAAACUACCUUGUUCACAUUCCCUGAUAGUAAAGCUGACGGCUUCUUUAGCACCAUGUGUCCUGUGACUGACAAGUGACAACAACGUCUUUCACACGGCAUUGUGGAUGAAGGAGUGGCUAGAUAUUUGCGAGCCCUGGCAGUUAGAUAUUUAGCGAACUAUGCUAACUAAUCAAUCUAGUUGAGAGAACAUCCCUAAACAGUUAUGUCAUGUCAACUAGUAUUAUUACCACUACUAGUACAUCACUAGUCUCUCCAACAAAUGAGUUAUUGUUAAAAUCAAAAUGUUAAUGUUACCGUUUGUAAAAUUGCAUGUGGGAAGUCAAAAAACUAUUUUGCGCUCAAAAAAUAGCCACGGCUAUGCUAACAUUAACUCAUUCUACCUGUCGUAGAAUGACAUGCCACCAAGCUAAGGCGCUGUGAACUGUGUGAGCAUUUUUUUUGCAAUGGAUAAAAGUGUCAAUUAUAAGUUGAAAAGUAACAUCACCUGAAAAAUCCUGCAAAUUUUGUCUGCAGACAUGUCCUCUUGCUUCAUAGUCAGCCGUUUGGGUCCGCGAAACAAUAUGAAGCUCUCCAUUUCCAUUCCAUGCAAUGUAACGGUUAAGCUUGUGAGAGGAACUUCCGGGUCACAACACAAAAUCUUCGCAAAAUUGAGAAAGAAGAUUUCCACGCAGUAUUUUAAUUCCCGAUGUCAAUGUUUAAGCACAUCAAAGAAAAUCAGAUAACUGGUCGUUUUACCGUUUUCCGUUUUCUAUUAUCAAAACAAAAUUCGGAAAAUGGGUCAUUUUCGGAUUUUUGUUUUCCUAUCUCUAUAUGGUAAUCGGGAAACAGCUCGUUUCCCGAUUUUGGUUUUCUCAUUUCAAAACGAAAAUCCAUUGGCCGCAAAGUAC